Messenger RNA from Recurvomyces mirabilis, 3855 nucleotides. RefSeq lists its product as uncharacterized. The coding region runs from base 1 to 3855 and encodes 1284 amino acids. The transcript has a single exon. The record is from RefSeq and is a predicted model, not a curated record. NCBI's taxonomy places the organism in Eukaryota, Fungi, Ascomycota, Dothideomycetes, Mycosphaerellales, Teratosphaeriaceae.
AUGUCGCGAAGCAGCAACGACAGCUCGUGGGGCAAGCGACGGAGCCUGUUUGCUCUGUCUGCACUGAACCCCAGCAGCAGCAGCAGCGGAGACGACGAUGGAGCAAUCAGACGACUGAAGAAGCUGCCAAAGCACAGCAGGACACUAAGUGCGCGGGUACCUGCGCAUGUCGAUCGGCCGGAUCUCUCUCGUCAAACCAGCAGUUCUACUCCCUCCAGUCCUGUCACGCCUGAUCAAGCUCGUCAACAGCGUCCACCUCUGAGUAUGAAGGGUUCACUACGCCGACCACCAUCUGUGUUUGGCUCAUUGCGAUCCUCCCUACGAACAAGCACCGAGACGAGCACCGGCGAUGUCAAGGAAGACGAGACGUUAGAGCCCUUGUCGACAACCUCGUCAACCGCGCCUUCAGUUGGUUGGUCAGAUACCGGCAUGGAUGGCGGACCAUCGGGACGGAAUGUGGUAUACCAUGGCGAGGUGCAAACGAGCGCGGGAAUGUUCAGGAAGAAGAAGGAAUAUCUGGUCCUGACGGAGACCAACAUAAUACGAUACAAAUCGCAAACGAAGGCAGCAGAAACCUUUACAGCUAUAUCCCACCCGCUCGGACGCAGUCCUGUGAUCCGACAUGGCUCGAUGCCUUCUGCCGGGUCUUACAGCGAUCUGCAGACCAUGUCCGACUCCUCUGGCGACAAAGAUGGACGAGUGUCACUGCGACAGGUCGUCGCUGUGCACCGGUUAGACGACGGAAAGCCAUACUUUGCCAUUGAGGUCUCCUAUCUGGACGAGGAGUCUGGACAAGCAUCGGCUCUGACACUGCAAUUCAGCAUACCUGAAGAACGAGAUAUGUGGUUGAGGGGUAUACGGAAUACAGUACGAUACAACCCACAUGUAGCAGCAACCAGUAUCUCACCUUACAAUCUGGAGAAUGCUGCGCGGAUUAUCGAGCGCGACAACGACUAUGAUCCGAACAAUUGCUCGAUAUACAAGGUGGUACAACGGCAGUCUUCUAAGUCUACUGGACGAUCUUCGUCGGACGAUCUCACGAAAGUUGCUUCUAACGUCUGCUUUCUCGCAAUCGGCGUGCAUAAGGUCCACCUGAUCCAGCUGGUUAAACCUGUUGUACGGUCAUCAAGCCCAUCGCUCGUGGUCAACAACACUACAUCCUCCUAUGGUGUCCUGACGCUCGUUGGUGUCAAGGUCAGCAACACCGAUGACACUUUCGAAUUGACCUUCCGACAGCCACUUCAGAGGCCUCGCUCAAUAUUUCUGGCAUCGCUAGCCUCUCACGAAAUAGCUGCACAGUUACAUUUCGCAGAGAACUAUCUGCGACCUGAAUGCGGCCAGCGACUGUUCGAGUGGCAGGCGCCUGCUGAGGUUGAGGCUAUCUUACAACCACCGGUGGCGUCCAACAAAGACAAUUCCUGCCUGGACCGGACACUCAUUGCUUACUGUGUGGCGUAUGGCGUCAAUUCGAGCAGAGUCUGUUACACUAUCAACUACCAAUGCGAAGACGCACCACGUUUCGAGCUACUUCCGCCUACCGAUCAUCGAAGACCUGAGUAUGGCCCUAUCGAACUACUGGCGAUUACACGAGCGCUGCGAUAUAAUGAGAGUUUUGGCAGUAUGUCGCUCGCAGGAAUAUCGCUUGACAGCCUGAACGGACUACAUGACAACUAUGGAGAGGAGCACGUCUGUUCGAAAACGAAAAAGGGAACACCCAUCAAACUCAGUGCCACGGAGCUCGGUCGAUCUUGCUUGCUGGUGCAGGAGAUUCGUGCACUGGCUGCGACGAGCAAGAAGCUUCGUCGUAUGGAUUUCUCGGGUUGUGUCACGAACAAGUCUGUACCACAGCAUAACACUAUUGAGGAGGAAGGUCCACCAAGGAAGGACCUGGGUUGCGGAGUCGUGGAGGCGCUUUUUCCACUCUGCAAACAUCAGACGACGAAUGUGGACUGGAUAUGCUUGAACGGUAUCAUAUUGAGCGAGACUGACCUCGACUACCUUGUCGGAGCUGCGGUGGAGAAGUCUUGUCAUUUCCGCGCGGUGGAACUGAACCGGUGUGGACUUAACGACCGUAGCAUGGGUCUUGUGCUCGAUGCGCUUCGAGCUCAGGACAACACGCUGGAGGCAAUCGACAUAGCUGGCAAUGCUGCACGUCUCAACCCAGCGGCUUUUGACAGUCAAAUGGCCAUGUUCGGUUUCAUCCGCAAGCUCGACCUCUCCUAUGUCUCCAGGACAUCCGACUCCGAGCCACUACUGCAGGCAGAGACGUUACUGAUGUGGCGACUGCAAGAAUUGCGUCUGAGUGGUACAGCACUGAAUCGUGCCACAAUCGAUGCUAUUGCGACGUACCUUGCACAUCCACAAUCGAGCAGCCUGCACGGUCUAUAUCUGGACAAUUCAUAUCUCAGUGGGAAAGAUGUUGCUACGCUGUUCCAGAGCAUGUCGCACAAUCCCUUCGAAGCACGAGAUUUGCACCUGGAUAUCAGCCAGAGUCAUCUCAGUGACGACCUUCUGGUGAUCACUAAGGCCGUCUCUAGCGGACUUACGCCUACGCAUCUGACCAUGAAGGCUAUUGAAUAUCGGGACGAAGCAUCCUUCCGCAAGCUGCUGAACGCACUAGCCACCAACAGAUCCAUCAGAUAUCUUGACAUGUCGCACACAGCACUUCCAGGCGAGAUUGGCGAGGAUACUGCACGCGCUUUGGAGCGAUUACUGGGAGAGAAUGAUACGCUUGUGGAACUCAACAUAUCGGGCGAAGAGUCCAGGCUAGCAUCAUCACGAUUUGGAAGCAAUAUCAAUCAAGCCCUGUCCGGUCUCAAACGGAACAAGACUUUGCAAUGUUUCCGCAUCGAGAAGCAGAAGCUUGGCCUGCAGGGCGCAAGCACUUUGGCAGAUGUCCUGAAAGCCAACAGCACACUGAGAGAACUGCACUGUGGCAAUAAUGAGAUCCCGCUGCAUGGGUUCACGGACCUGAUCAACUCAUUAGUGGACAACACAACUCUCAUCUUACUUCCUAUGAUGGAUGACGGACGGGCUGCCGCCUUCCGCUCAGCAGAUGUGACGAUGAAGUCAAUGUCCGACGACAUGUCUCUUUCACCACGCUCGCCGACCUCGCACAGUCCAGCACCAUUCGAGAGCGGGUCGUCUGUUAAGCGCAGCCUGACCUCGAUCAGAAGGUCGGCGACACGGUCAGCUUCGUCGUACAUCCCACAUAUGUCGGAUCGUACUUCUUCCUCGCCCCUCACUCGCACAUCCUCACCAAUGUCUUUCACUCUCCCGGCACCACGGAACAGGCAGAGCUCCCAGGCGUCCGUCCCAGCACCGAUGUCCUUCACAGUACAAGACAUCCAAUCAACGCAUCGCCUGCUAGACGAACAAUGGGACCGCCAAUGCGAACGUCUCGCACAGUAUCUGGAGCGGAAUUGGUGUCUCCUCAACGGCCUAGACACGAAUGCGCCUCCUCCCCUUGUCGAAGAAGAAGAAGAAGGAGAAAUCCACUCCGGACGCCCCUCCUCAACAGGCUCGAUAGGCAAGAUCCUAGCACAAGUCAAACACGACACUACACCCCGAGCCGAAAAGCCGAUUUAUUUCGACUCGCCGCAACAGCAAGAUGGAGCAGGGCUAGAAGACCAGUUUACCGCGUCCUCCCGUCAAGGAGCUAAGGUGACUGAAAUGUCCGAAAGGGAAGCUGGGAAGAUGAGCUUUAAGCAUUUCAUUUUGGAAUCAGGACCCGGGACGCCUGAUGAUGAUGAUCUGGCUUCCGAACGCAUGAAGCAGUUGAGACUAGAUACGAAGGAUUUGGGACAGAGCAUGGAGGAGCCUGGGACGCCUACGCAGGCGAAGUUCGCGCUGUAG